UUCUUCAUGUCGUCUGUGAGGUCAUCCAGCUCCGCGCUACUGCUCAGCCUCGCGCUGCCGCUCGCGGCGGGUUUCUCCGCCACCGCGAGGCCGCAGCUGACGCGCGGCGCUCUGGCCAGCGGCUUGAGCCACGCCGCGCCGGCGCAGCUGGGACGCACGGGCGGCGCGUCGAUGCUCGCAGACGGCUUCGCCUCGCUGCUGGCGGAUGCUGCCAUCCUGCUGCCUGACGACGCUGCCGCCUCGGCUGGCGCCGCAGCCGCCGAGGCCGCGCAGGAGGGCUGGUUCGACCUGAUCGUCAUCCGGCCCUUUGAGUAUGCGAUCGAGCAGCUGGCUAGCGUCGCCGGCUACGGCCCCGCCAUCAUCAUCUUCACGCUCGGCAUCAAGCUGCUGCUGUUUCCGCUGACCAAGCAGCAGAUCGAGUCGACGCAGAAGAUGCAGGCCAUCGGGCCGGCGGCCAAGGCGCUGCAGGAGAAGUACCGCGACCGCGACCCCGCCCGCCUCAACGUCGAGCUGCAGAAGCUCUACCAGGACAAUGAGGUGAACCCGCUCGCCGGCUGCCUGCCCGCCUUCGCGCAGAUCCCGCUCUUCAUCGGGUUGUACCGCUCCCUGCUGCUCCUCGCCAAGGAGGACAAGCUGGAGCAGCCCUUCCUCUGGCUGCCCUCGCUUGAGGGACCUGUCGCCGACUACCAGCAGGGCAUCGGCUGGCUCACGGAGUGGGUCAACGGCGCCCCGAAGUUUGGGUGGGCAGACACGGCCGCCUACCUCGUGCUGCCUGUGCUGCUCGUGCUCUCGCAGUACGCGUCGAUGGAGCUGCUCACGCCCAAGUCGGACGACCCGGCCCAGGCGCAGUCGCAGGCCAUCCUCAAGUUUUUGCCCCUGAUGAUCGGCUGGUUCUCGCUCAACGUCCCGUCGGGGCUCGGCCUCUACUGGCUCACCAACAACAUCGUCACCACCGCCUCGACUCUCGCCAUCCGCGCGAUGGCGCCAAAGGUGGAGAUCAAGGUGGCGGGCGGCAGCGGCGGCGCGGCGGCGACGAUGGAGCCGACCGCGACCAAGGGCUUUGGCGGCCGGCGCUUUGGCGAGGUGAUCGAGAGCGAGGGGGAGGGCGGAGCCAAGAUCAAGAUCAAGCCGCCCGGGGCGGCUGCUGUGGUCGAGGCGACGGUCGCAGAGUCUGUGACCGAGGCGACGGCGGUCGAGGCGACUCCCGUCGUGGACGCUGCUGUGUCGGAGGCGCCGAGGAAGACGACCAAGAAGAAGAAGAAGAAGAAGCGCAACUGAUGUGCGGGAUGGCACACGGCGGGCGUCGCCACCCCUACCUCGGCGACCGCAGCUCACACCUCCGUAUCGGGACACGGCAGCAGGCCUCUCUGCGCGCCGCAGUGUACGUGUGCAGCGAAGGUGUGCGGUCCCUGUCGGGCUGCGCGCGCUCUCUCUCUGCUGCUGGGCCGGCGGGUGGGAGUUUGACGGGAGUGCUGGCAUGUUCUCCAUGACGUGGGGUGUCGGCGGCGGCACAUGAGCACACGCUCGCUCGUUGUGUACGGGCGCGGUCUGUCUCUGUGGGCGCCCAGGGCGCCAUAUCCUUCUAGCAGCUUGACGAUAGACAUCGGACUCACUCA
This is a messenger RNA of Emiliania huxleyi CCMP1516, 1616 nucleotides long. RefSeq lists its product as hypothetical. Lineage: Eukaryota; Haptophyta; Isochrysidales; Noelaerhabdaceae. Gene Ontology annotation, cellular component: membrane. The coding region runs from base 7 to 1278 and encodes 423 amino acids. Gene Ontology annotation, molecular function: membrane insertase activity. The record is from RefSeq and is a predicted model, not a curated record. Gene Ontology annotation, biological process: protein insertion into membrane. The transcript has 4 exons.